CCGAGAGCGGUUGUGGGGGCGGCGGGGCUCAUGGCUGAAGUGAACUGGAAGGUGUUGGAGCGAAGAGCCCGGGUCAAGCGCUCAGUUUUGAAAAUUGCUGUAGUUUAGCCUGCGAUGCUUAUGAUUAGAGUCAACAAUUUGAAAUGGCCAGCUCACCUGAUGCCAUCGUCUCUUCUCCUCCAGCUUUCUUAAGGUCUGGCUCAGUUUAUGAACCUCUUAAAAGCAUUAAUCUUCCGAGACCUGAUAAUGAAACUCUGUGGGAUAAAUUGGAUCAUUAUUACAGAAUUGUCAAAUCAACAUUGCUACUGUAUCAAAGUCCAACCACAGGUCUCUUUCCCACUAAAACAUGUGGUGAUGAUCAGAAGGCAAAAAUCCAGGACAGUCUGUACUGCGCUGCUGGGGCCUGGGCUUUGGCUCUUGCAUACAGGCGCAUUGAUGAUGACAAGGGAAGGACCCAUGAGCUGGAGCACUCCGCUAUAAAAUGUAUGAGAGGAAUUCUCUACUGCUAUAUGCGUCAGGCCGAUAAGGUCCAGCAGUUUAAGCAGGACCCACGCCCAGCAACCUGUCUUCACUCUGUUUUCAAUGUGCACACGGGAGAUGAGGUUCUCUCCUAUGAGGAAUAUGGUCAUCUUCAGAUAAAUGCAGUAUCACUCUAUCUCCUUUACCUUGUGGAAAUGAUUUCUUCAGGACUCCAGAUUAUCUAUAACACUGAUGAGGUCUCUUUUAUUCAAAACCUUGUAUUUUGUGUAGAAAGAGUUUACCGCGUACCAGACUUUGGUGUCUGGGAAAGAGGAAGCAAAUAUAAUAAUGGAAGCACAGAGCUACAUUCAAGCUCUGUUGGCUUAGCAAAAGCAGCUCUAGAAGCAAUUAAUGGAUUCAACCUCUUUGGCAACCAGGGCUGUUCUUGGUCGGUUAUAUUUGUGGAUCUCGAUGCUCACAAUCGCAAUAGGCAAACUUUGUGUUCACUGUUACCCAGAGAAUCAAGAUCUCAUAACACAGAUGCUGCCCUACUACCCUGCAUCAGUUAUCCUGCCUUUGCCCUGGAUGAUGAAGCUUUGUUUAGUCAGACACUUGAUAAAGUGGUUAGAAAAUUAAAAGGAAAAUAUGGAUUUAAGCGUUUCUUGAGAGAUGGAUAUAGAACAUCAUUGGAAGAUCCCAACAGACGCUACUACAAACCAGCUGAAAUUAAGCUGUUUGAUGGCAUUGAAUGUGAAUUUCCCAUAUUUUUCCUUUACAUGAUGAUUGAUGGAGUUUUUAGAGGCAAUCCCAAACAAGUAAAGGAGUAUCAGGAUCUUCUGACUCCAGUACUUCAUCAGACCACAGAAGGUUAUCCUGUCAUACCAAAGUACUAUUAUGUGCCAGCUGAUUUUGUAGAAUAUGAGAAAAGAAACCCUGGUAGUCAAAAGCGAUUUCCUAGCAACUGUGGCCGUGAUGGAAAACUCUUUCUUUGGGGACAAGCCCUUUAUAUCAUUGCAAAACUCCUGGCUGAUGAAUUAAUCAGUCCUAAAGACAUUGAUCCUGUCCAGCGCUAUGUGCCACUACAGAAUCAGCGUAACGUGAGCAUGAGGUUUUCCAAUCAAGGCCCACUGGAAAAUGAUUUGGUAGUUCAUGUAGCACUCAUAGCAGAAAGCCAACGCCUUCAAGUUUUCCUCAACACGUAUGGUAUUCAGACUCAAACUCCUCAACAGGUGGAACCCAUUCAGAUUUGGGCUCAGCAGGAGCUGGUGAAAGCUUAUUUCCACCUGGGAAUCAAUGAAAAAUUAGGACUCUCCGGAAGGCCAGAUAGGCCCAUUGGCUGCCUCGGUACAUCAAAGAUUUAUCGCAUUCUAGGAAAGACUGUGGUUUGUUACCCUAUCAUCUUCGACCUGAGUGAUUUCUACAUGUCUCAAGAUGUUUUACUGCUGAUAGAUGACAUAAAGAAUGCACUACAGUUCAUUAAGCAAUACUGGAAAAUGCAUGGACGUCCAAUUUUCCUUGUUCUCAUCCGGGAAGACAAUAUACGAGGUAGCCGCUUCAACCCCAUAUUAGAUAUGUUAGCAUCCUUUAAAAAGGGAAUAGUUGGAGGAGUCAAAGUUCAUGUUGAUCGUCUACAGACACUAAUAUCUGGAGCUGUAGUAGAACAACUUGACUUCCUACGAAUCAGUGACACAGAAGAGCUUCCAGAAUUUAAGAGUUUUGAGGAACUAGAACUUCCAAAACAUUCAAAAGUCAAACGACAAAGCAGUACCUCCAGUGCUCCUGAACUAAAACAGCAACCAGAUAUCGCCAUUACUGAAUGGAAGAACAAGUCCACCCACGAAAUUCUUCAAAAACUGAAUGACUGCAGUUGUCUGGCUAGCCAAGCCAUCCUGCUGGGUAUACUGCUCAAAAGAGAAGGCCCCAACUUCAUCACCAGGGAAGGUACCGUUUCUGAUCACAUUGAGAGAGUCUAUAGAAGAGCUGGCAGCAAAAAGCUUUGGUCGGUUGUGCGCUGUGCAGCAAGUCUUUUAAGUAAACUAGUGGACAGCCUGGCCCCAUCCAUUACUAAUGUUUUAGUGCAGGGCAAACAGGUAACUCUGGGUGCCUUUGGGCAUGAAGAAGAGGUUAUCUCUAAUCCUUUGUCUCCAAGAGUGAUUAAGAACAUCAUCUAUUACAAGUGUAAUACCCAUGAUGAGAGGGAGGCGGUCAUUCAGCAAGAACUGGUCAUCCAUAUUGGCUGGAUCAUCUCCAAUAACCCUGAGUUAUUCAGUGGCAUGCUGAAAAUACGAAUUGGACAUAAUGAAGUAACGCUGUUCUCUGAUGAAAUCGAACUCCAAGGAUUUAAACAACUGCAUCAUGUUUAA
Leptonychotes weddellii (Weddell seal) is the source of this 2822-nucleotide messenger RNA. Lineage: Eukaryota; Metazoa; Chordata; Mammalia; Carnivora; Phocidae. The record is from RefSeq and is a predicted model, not a curated record.